GUGCAGAUGGGACUUUGAUUGAUGUAAUAAAAUACUCAAUGGAGGAAUUGGCUGACAUUGCCAAAGAAUAUUGGAAUCCUAAUGAGAUACUAACAUUUUUGGAUACUGUUUUAAGCUGGCUGAAGCAAAAACUGAACAAAAAAGCUACACGAACAAGACAUGGUGAGGAGUGGUUGAGAGCAAAGAUUUUAGCAGAAGAGGCCCCUGCAUUCACUUUGAGCUGUGAUGGUCAUGGCUACAUCAAAUUAUCAAGGGUGAUUACUGUAAAGUAUGAUCAUCUUGUUAAGUGUAGAAAAACAGCUGGCACUUCUAAUGAUGACGACGAGUCUGAUGAUGAAGCUGUUCCGGAUGCAUGGGAUGAUUCUGAUUAGGAACUUUUAAACAAAAUGCCUGUCAACAACUGGUUGUUCCACUGGCAAGUACUGGCAUAUUUUACUGAGUACGGAUGAAGAUGACUGGCUGGAAUGAUCUUUGUAAAAUGUAUUAUAACCCGACCAACCCACCAAUGACGGCCAAGACAGCAUCUUAACGAUUCUCAAAUUACCUAUCACGUGGUAUGGACGCGGAUUUGUUAGAAGAUUUCGUGGAGCUGACGGGUAGUACCAUGGCAGAGGCUAUGAAGUACAUGAAACUCUGUGAUGAUGAUCUCAACGCAGCUGUGGGAUGCUACUUCGAUCCAGCUGUUGGUAGAGGAUCAGGUAUGAUGGGAGAGAACGAGGAAGCAGUCCGAGCUCCCAUAGCUGCCUUCACCGACCAAAUUAACGAGCAAGUAGGAGUAGGACGCAUGGGUAAACGACCUUCUAUUGUGUUUGAAGACGGAGAUUUGGGAGCGCUCUUCAAGGCUCCUACUGAUCUAUCGUUUGUGGGUACGCUGGAGACAGCUAAGAUUAAGGGACGAAACAGGAAGAAGUGGCUGCUUGUUAACGUCCAGGACAAAGAUGUGUUCCAGUCUCAGCUGCUAAACAGGGACCUGUGGUGUCUGGAGGAUGUUAGAGAUGUUAUUGAGCGACAUUUCGUCUUCUGGCAGAUAUUCAGAGACAACCUGGAAGGAGAACAUUUUGUAAAGUUCUACAAGUUCACAGAGUUUCCCUGUAUAUGCAUUAUCGAUCCCAACACUGGUGAAAUGCUGAAACAGUGGGGCUUUAUGAGUCACGUGGAUUUCAUGAAGGAAAUGCACGAAUUCACCCUGCACUACAGAUUCGAGUCUGGUGGGAGACGAAAGAGUUUUGAUUUCUACGGCUUGAGCAGAGUAGACUUCAUGAGCCGUGACAAACCCAGCGCUGUCCCGGUACUGGAGCCUACGCCUGAACCACUCCCAACCCCCUCUCCUCCACCAUCUCCAGAACCCGAAUCUGAGCCCGAACCUGCUCCUGAACCUGCUCUGGCUAUACCGAUGUUCCUGCAGACGUACAACCUGGAACUGUGCACGUGACUUUCCGUCUACCGGACGGUGCGCGGCACAUUGGCGUCUUCCAACAAGAUGGAGGAUGCAGUGAGCUGUACCGGUGGUUAGCGAUCUACGCGAGGAUGGAGAAUCAUAACGUAAUGACUGCUUUCCCUCGUGUGUUAGUGACAGAUGAUGAGGAUAUCAGCGUGAAGAGUGUGGUGGGUGGUGGGGCUAGAGCCAUGCUCAUUGUGGCUGAGAAAGAAGAUUAACAAGGUUGCGUCAAAGAACAGAUUUUGAACGCAUUAUAGUUAAUUUUUUCGGGAUCAUCAGCCCAAGGGACAGGUUUUCUUAAUGAUUGUUUUGGAGGUGGAAGAAUUGAGGUUUAUUCGACUUUAAUUUUAAUUGAGUUUGAAAUCAGCUGUGACAAUGGAUUUCUAAAUUUUUAAUCGGUGGAACUGAAUAUUCUAAUAUUAUUAUUUUUAAGCUGAUUUAUGUGCCCGCAACCUGUACGGUCAGUGAAAAAAUAAUAAUUUUUUUGUUAAGUUUUUGGCAAUCUUUGUAUAUAAUAAGCUGUCUUUCUAAGUGCUAGUUUACAACAAUUAAUGUACCUUACUUAAAAAUGAAUAACCAAUCA
Messenger RNA from Bolinopsis microptera, 2021 nucleotides. Its product is annotated as UBX domain-containing protein 7-like. Gene Ontology annotation, molecular function: ubiquitin binding. NCBI's taxonomy places the organism in Eukaryota, Metazoa, Ctenophora, Tentaculata, Lobata, Bolinopsidae. The record is from RefSeq and is a predicted model, not a curated record. Bases 557 to 1432 code for a protein of 291 amino acids. Gene Ontology annotation, cellular component: nucleus. Gene Ontology annotation, biological process: proteasome-mediated ubiquitin-dependent protein catabolic process. The transcript is spliced from 8 exons.